Myxocyprinus asiaticus (Chinese sucker) is the source of this 4607-nucleotide messenger RNA. It is a transcript of the gene nudt14, whose product is annotated as nudix (nucleoside diphosphate linked moiety X)-type motif 14. Bases 82 to 825 code for a protein of 247 amino acids. Gene Ontology annotation, molecular function: UDP-sugar diphosphatase activity; metal ion binding. NCBI's taxonomy places the organism in Eukaryota, Metazoa, Chordata, Actinopteri, Cypriniformes, Catostomidae. Gene Ontology annotation, biological process: ribose phosphate metabolic process; nucleoside phosphate metabolic process. The transcript is spliced from 5 exons. The record is from RefSeq and is a predicted model, not a curated record.
CGUAGACAUUUCCCCUCAUUCUCCUGUAAUCUGCGGCUGUGCCAUCUGUGGUGAGAAGCAGUGGGCAGCUAUAUCAAAGCCAUGGAGCAGAUAAAUAAUAUUCAGGUUGUUCCUUGCACCAACUCUGAUUAUUUGAGACCGUUUCGGGUGCAUUAUAACCAGAAUGGAACAAAGAAGUCUUGGGACUUUAUGCAAACCCAUGAUAGUGUCUCUGUGCUGAUUUUCAACACCACCUCACACUGUUUCAUCCUGGUCAAGCAGUUCCGCCCAGCCGUAUACAUGAGUGAAUGGGAGCGGAGCAAACCUAAGCCCCUGCAGCUGGCCGAGGAAGGGUCUUCAGAAGCUACACCACCAGAACCAAAAGUCCCAGAAGAGGACCAAGCAGGUGAGACGAGCGAAGAGACGUCAAGCAACGCUAACCAGCCUCCUGCUUCGGCGGGCGUGACCUUCGAGCUGUGUGCAGGCUUGGUGGACAAACCCGACCUCUCUCUGGAGGAGAUAGCCAGGCAGGAAGUACUGGAAGAAUGCGGCUAUGAUGUGCCAGCCACAAAGCUGAGAAGGAUCACGUCAUACAGGUCAGGAGUUGGAGUAACUGGAUCCAAGCAGACCAUGUUCUACGCUGAGGUGUCCGAAGAGAAUUGUGUUGGAGAGGGCGGGGGUAAACCUCAAGAGGGUGAAUUGAUUGAGGUGGUCAAAGUUCCCCUACAUGAAGCAAUGACCUUCGCCUUUGACGAGAGCAUCCCGAAAACGAUGGGUGUUAUUUUCAGCUUCAUGUGGUUCCACAGCAACAUGUCGCCGAAAUACAAGAUCUCCACCAAUGUGUAAUGUAAAAGUUCCAAGCCAUCCUUUGAAAUACCAAUCUUUAUAUACAGUACAUUUUUAUAUAUAUUGUAUUCAAAAUAGUCACUAAUAGUGUUGAUUUUUUUCAGUUACACUUACACUUUUAUCAGUUUGUUGUGGUUAUAGCUAUUGUUAUAUUUCAGAUUCGGGUUAAGCAGCACUUACGUGUAGCUGCUAAUGUGCUAUCCACUUUCUAUGGGAGCUGACACAUCCCAAUAGGUUGCCAUAGAACUGAAGAUGUUCAUUGUGAGUUUGUUUGGUGUAAUUGAAUUCUUUGUUUUUACCAUGUCAGAAAUUUCAACCAGCCAUUUGAUGCAUCUUUUUGAAACCACACCAAGGCCCUUUAAGACUUUGUAACAGUAUUCUAUUUCUCUCAAACUUUAGAGAGCAAGAUUGAAAAGACCAUGUUGAUACCAUCUCACUUCGGGAGUAUUAAAGAGAAAGAUCAUUUACAGUUAAAGCUUUGUGGCCAGAAAGUGAGACCUCUAGACAUUUUCCCACACAUUUUGCAGACAGAAUAAUAUUAAUUUUGAAAAAUAAAAAAGCAAGUAAAACAAUAAUAAAGCCACAAUAAUUAAUGUGAGUAUAUGUGGAUAAUACACUGGCAGCUACCCAACUGAGAAAACUUGAUAGCCAUGCACUACUGUAAACAAUCAUUGAAUCAUUUCUUUACCAAGCAAAGAAUAUAUAUAAAUAAAAUAAGCUCUUGCAGUUUUCUCAGGUCAAAAGCUGACUUUGGGACAUUCAGGGUCAGUGAAAAUGCUGAAAUAUAUUGAAGUAUUUUUAUUGCAGCUAAAGUUGUAGCUAAGUUGAUUGUUUUGAGUGUGUUUUGCACUGAAUUUAUGGAAUACAUAUUGUAUAGUCCUAAAGAAGUACAAGUACCAUGCUAGUCCUACAAGUCUAAAGCUGCUUUGCCAUUAUCAUCAUAACUAUAACAAUGUUCUGAAAUCUUUCAGAACAACUUAUAAUAUAUACAGUAUAUAUAUAUCAGGAGUGCAUGAGCUUGCGAGGUUAAAAAAAAAAAACGGACAUUCAUAUUUUCAAAAAAUGAUAUAGUGUUAGAAAGGUUAGAUUUUCUGGGCCUUCUAAAGCAGGGCUCUUCAACUACUUUCUUGUGGGGACAGAUUAUCCAGAUGAAAACUUGGCGGGGGCCAAAACAUUUUCCGCAUUUAUCUUAGCUAACACUUUCAUCACAAGUAACAUGUUACUUAAAAAAAAUAUUAUAAUAAUACUGUGCAUUUAGUCAUAUUAAAAUUGUCACAGGGUAUACUGUAUAUUGAAUUAUAAUGUUUUAAGGUCUGGCCAUAAAUUCCUUCAUAAGAACUGGCUGAAGAACAAACAUGACUUGUACUCUUAACUAACAAAUCAUUUUUGAUCAUCUUUACUUAGAAAAAACGAAAAACUAAAAAAAUAAUUACAUAAUAAUAAUUUUAUCAUUUUAGGGCUAUUGUUUGAAAAUUAUUAAAACUAAUGAGAAACAUUUAGACCUGCUAAAGCCCACACACAAUAUCAACCCACAUUUGAAAAUAAUGUUCAUAUAAAAAAUGUCAUUUAAAUUACAUUUUUGGAGAAAAAAAUUGAUAAAAUGUCUGUUCUUCCAUUUUCUCUAUACAGUAUCAACCUAUUCAGUAAGGAAAAAUCAGUCCUGCAAAUAUUGUGAAUUUGCACACAAUAGCCAGUGCAGGAGCCAGAUUUUUGUGUAGGUAAUCAUUGGCAAAAGAACAAACUGAGUUGAUGCUGUUCGUGAUUGAGAGGGCUGACUCAGCUGUAUAGAACCAAAUAUUAUCAGGAUAUUUGCAGGUUCAUUUUCACAUUGUCAUAUUUUUCCAAGCCCUAUAGACCCUGAACAGAUGAGACGUGAUCGUUUGACACUUCAAGAAUAGUGAAUAAAAGCAAACUUUUCAGCACAUUUCUUUGAACGUUCAGUUUUCCUAAUCGAUUGCUUUUGUUGCCUGAGAUGUGCGUAUGUGCUGACAUCAUUUCUGUCACAUCUGUGGUGAUAAUUUUUUACAACUGUAGAUUUGGCGCACUCCACACAACCAAGCAAUUUUAUAUAAAGACAAUUGACUGAAAAAGACGCUAUCCAAUGCUCACCUUAAACAAUGUGAUCCAUGUUUAGUAAAGCAGUGUAACUAAACUAUCGCCAGAAAAGCUAAAGCAUGCACUUCGGUCCGCACAACUGAUGACGGCUGAAUGCUGUUGCACAUGCCAAUGAGCAUUGUUAAACUCACCGCUGAUUGCUGAGGCUCGUGUCUAUGAAUGCUGUUUCAGAUGGCCAGACAGUUUGGCCAGAAUUGGCCCGCAGGCCACCAGUUGACUAGCCUUGCUCUAAAGUCACAAGAACAAAUACCUUGAAUCCCAUCCUUGGAGAUAAUUCUACUCAACUUACAUGAAUAUAAACAAUAUACUCUCAAUAUCUUACUCCAAUAUUUGACUUGCAAACAUUUUAAGAUUAUUGAAUUUAGCUUUUGUUUUCCAUCAACUGAACACAAACAUUUUUUUUGCAGAAAUCUUGAGCUCACCAAAAGCCUGAGUACACAGAAGCUUUCCGAAUCAAAUUCUUGCUCUAUAGCAGUUCAGUUUUGAUUCUCUUAUGCGCAGAGCUCUUUCGCUGGUUUUCUUGUGGGCUUGAUUAUUAAGUGAAGGAUGUUGUUAUCAAAGAUAAUAACACACGUUAUUUAGCAUUUGUUAAUAAUCUGUCUUUGUUUCUAUCAUGACAAUUAUCACCAACACUUUAAAUAAAUGCAGUAUUGUAAGCUGAUUGAAUCUUACUGUAAAACAUUCCUUCUGUCCUGUCAUUGCACUCUGUAGCCUAUAUUCUGUUGUGUUUGAGUGUUAUAACUUAUAUUAUCUAUACAUACGAUAAUUCACAAGUUACAAUCGUCAUAUAAUCGUAAUAAAAAAGUAUGUUGUGGAAAAGGACAAGCAGAAUUUUUUUGGUCCAAAACAGAGGGGCUAGAGUGUGUUUUUAAUCUUAAAGAUUAAAGUUUCCUGCCAGACAGGAGUGGGUGGAAGACAUUUGUAGGUAACUGAUGAUUUCUACACUUUUAAUAUUGUGAUUGGUGGAUUCAAGUGAACAUUCUUCAUUUAAAGAGUGCAAAUGUGACAUUUAGGAAUUAUGCAUUGUUUUGAGGGCACUAUUGAGCAUUAUUUCAUAUCGUAAUUGCUCAGAUAUCGUUUCUCUUUUUCUUAUAAAACUUUUCUAAAAAAAAAAAUAAAAAAAAAUAAAAACAAAUAAUGUUUCUGAACGUUGAACUUGUUUGAGGGUUUUUGGAUGUUUAUCUCAGGAUAGGGCUUUUUUUCUUUGAAAUGAUGAAAUAUUGUUGAUUUAUUGUCAUGUGCCACUGUUACUAAUGCUUGACUUUCAGUAUUUCAACAGAGGUGUUGUUCUAAUCAUGUCUUUUUAUCUCUUAUUUUUUAAACAUUUGUAUAUUUGUUUUAAUUUAUGGCACCUUGUGCAAACAUAUAUAUUUCAAAUAUGUAAUAUAUAUACAUUAUAUACAGUAUAUAUAUAAAUUUUAUAUAUAUAUAUAUAUAUAUAUAUAUAUAUAUAUAUAUAUUCAGAAAUGAAAUAUCGCAUGUGCACUGUAUUACAUUUGAUCUGCAUUCAGUUGAAAUUAAUAAAAAAGUUUGAUGACUAAGUCCAUUGAGUCUCUACAUUCAUCUGUCAAUUUCAGGCAGUGUUAGUCAAAAAUCAACCUCACUAAUCAUUCUAAUAAAGCAGUAUUGUAAAGUUAAAAGUAAAUGACUUGGUGGAUUCCUGUAAU